UGGAGCUGUAUAUAAUGGGAUUGGAGCAAACGUAACGCCCUGUCCGAAGAAGUCUUGACAUAAACAUCCUGCGUUCCAAAACCUUCUAUAUAUAUAUAUAUAUGUCUGCACGUCGAAGGUCCGAGGAAGAUUAAGUGUUGAUCAAUCCACUGGUCGCCUGUUUCUGAAUUCUCAGUUUUCUGGUGAUAUUUUUGCAAUUUCCGAGAACAUUUAUGGCGGUUGGGGUAGCCGUUAACAAUGACGGCUUGCAAUAUAAUGGCAAGGUUACAUGGUUGGUUGCGCUAUCUUGUGUUAUUGCAGCAACUGGAGGCCUACUCUUUGGCUACGACACUGGAGUAACUGGUGGAGUGUCCUCAAUGGAGCCAUUCUUGAAGAAAUUCUUUCCAGGGGUUUACAUACAGAUGAAAGAAGACACAAAGCUAAGCAACUACUGCAAAUUUGACAGCCAGCUUCUGACUUCUUUCGCCUCCUCGCUCUAUGUAACUAGCCUCAUUGCUUCUUUCUUUGCUGCAUCCAUGACUCGGGACUAUGGCCGCAAGCCAUCAAUCAUUACCGGUGGCGUCGCGUUUCUCAUCGGAGCUAUUCUAGGAGGGGCGGCUCAAAAUAUCUACAUGCUGACAAUUGGUCGUCUACUGCUAGGAGUAGGGAUCGGAUUUGCCAACCAGUCAGUUCCCCUGUACCUCUCAGAAAUGGCACCCUCUAAAUUCAGAGGAGCUUUCAACUACGGUUUCCAGUUUUGUGUUAGUGCUGGAGGUUUAUUGGCCUCGCUCGUUAACUAUGGCGUGGAAAAGAUCAAAGGUGACUGGGGAUGGCGAAUUUCCCUAGCAAUGGCUGCAUUGCCCGCCUUGGUUCUAGUUGUAGGGGCACUCUUUUUGCCAGAGACUCCAAAUAGUUUAAUUCAGCAAGGCUGUGAUCAUGGAAAAGCCAAGAGGUUACUGCAGAAAAUCCGAGGCACUGAUGAUGUCGAAGAAGAAUUUGAUGACCUUGUAACAGCAAGUGAAGCUUCAAAAGCUAUCAAACACCCGUUCAAGAAAAUUCUGCAGAGGAAAUAUAGGCCUCACCUGGUGAUGUCAGUAGCAAUUCCUUUUUUCCAACAAGUAUCGGGGGUCAAUGUGAUAGCGUUCUACGCUCCUAUACUGUUUAUGACCGUUGGUUCUGGAGUAAGUGCUUCUCUUCUUUCUACCGUUUUCCUUGGAAUAGUCGGGAUAUCCAUGACCUUCAUGUCAUCCUUGAUAGUAGAUAAGCUAGGGAGAAGGAUGGUAUUCUUUAUAGGUGGAAUUAUUAUGUUUAUUGCUCAUAUGAUGAUUGGAGGAAUAAUGGCAGCCAAAUUAGGGGAUCAUGGCGCAUUGAGCCAAGGUUACAGCUUUUUGGUUGUGAUCUUGAUUUGCAUAUACACUGCUGCUUUUGCAUUUUCAUGGGGUCCUUUGGCAUGGUUGGUUGCAAGCGAGAUUUCUCCACUGGAAAUAAGAUCAGCAGCACAAAGUAUAAAUGUGGCCGUAGGUUUCUUCUCUAGUGCCCUCAUUAGUCAGACAUUUCUAGCCAUGCUCUGCCAUUUGAAAUAUGGAACUUUCUUCUUUUUUGGCACGUGGGUGGUGUUUAUGACCGUUUUCGUUUACUUUUUAUUGCCGGAGACUAAGAAUGUACCGAUCGAAAAGAUGAAUAUAAUCUGGAGAAAGCAUAGUUUCUGGAAGAAAUUCGUUAGUGAUGGUAAAGAAUACGAGGAUAACAGGAUUGAUGAGCCUUUUCUGAGUUCCCAUGGAUAGAUCUCAUUGUUUCGCCAUAAAGAUACCCUUUAUACAAAAUAUACAAAGGGGAACAAAUGAAAAGUAGCAAUUCUUUUAACUGUUUCAUGUAAUGCCUGCAUACAGUAUUGUUCCUUGCAAUUGUUGAUGAUGUUGUCUUAUCCAAGAUUACACAUGUAUAAUGUAUUGAUGGACUCAAGUUUGUAGGUCACUUUUGUACUUUGAUUCUAUGUAAACUUUUAUUACAUUUAUUGUUUUUAGAAUUGCAGUUCAACAAA
Sesamum indicum (sesame) is the source of this 2020-nucleotide messenger RNA. RefSeq names its product hexose carrier protein HEX6. Lineage: Eukaryota; Viridiplantae; Streptophyta; Magnoliopsida; Lamiales; Pedaliaceae. Gene Ontology annotation, biological process: monosaccharide transmembrane transport. The record is from RefSeq and is a predicted model, not a curated record. Gene Ontology annotation, molecular function: monosaccharide transmembrane transporter activity. Gene Ontology annotation, cellular component: membrane.